AUGGUUUUCAUCACUAUAUCCGACGAUAGCAAAAUCAUAACCAGCCUUGAUGUGCAUGAAGACACGGAAAUUUUCACAAUAAUGAACAUCAUUGAAAAUGACUUCAGCUUAAAUAUGAACGAAAACGAACUGAUACAUAACGGGAACCCAGUAAACAAAUUUGACACGAUAAAGAAGCUGAAUAUAAAUGAAGGAGACCUACUGUUCGUUAGAAAGAAGUUGAAUCUUGAUCUGAUGAACGAAGAAUUUAGAAAUGCGCAGAUGGGAUCGACAUCAGGAAUAGACUCUUCUAGAGGAAUAGAAAACACAUCAAAUAAUGGUACGAUUUCAACAAGUGGUGGUAACAAUGCAAACAGUUUUAACAACUUAGGAAACACAGGAAGAAUGAACGAUGCUGCACUUAAUACUCUAAUGGAACAUAUUCGAACCUUUCAAGAAAAUGAGUACAUAAAAAAAGAAACUGAAAUUUUAAUGAAUCUAAAAAAUGAUAGAUCUAGAAUGGGAGUAUUACAAUUACAAGACAAGAAACUGUAUGACGCUAUAAAUAGUCAAAAUGUAGAAGAAGUUAAAAAAAUAGUUAAAGAAAAAUUAGAAAUUGAUAAAAAAGAAAAAGAGAGAGAGCAAAAGAUGUAUGAGAAUGCAUUAAAGGAUCCAUUAUCAGAAGAUGCACAAAAAUUUAUUUAUGAAAAUAUAUAUAAAAAUCAAAUAAACUCUAAUUUGGCAUUAGCACAAGAACAUUUUCCCGAAGCAUUUGGUGUUGUUUAUAUGUUAUAUAUACCGGUAGAAAUAAAUAAAAACGUUGUUCAUGCAUUUAUAGAUUCAGGUGCUCAGACAAGUAUUAUGUCAAAACAGUGCGCGGAAAAAUGUAACAUACUCAGGUUAAUGGACAAAAGAUUUACAGGAAUAGCUAAAGGAGUUGGUACUAAAUCCAUUUUAGGGAAAAUUCAUAUGGUUGAUAUUAAAAUUGGAAACUGUUUUUAUGCUGUUUCUUUAACAAUUAUUGAUGAGUAUGACAUUGAUUUUAUAUUCGGAUUGGAUUUGUUAAGGAGACACCAGUGCCUUAUUGACUUGAAAAAAAAUGCUCUCGUUAUUGAAAGUAAUGAGAUCCCAUUCUUACCAGAAAAGGACAUCAUUGCCAAUUCGUCUCGAAGUUUCGAUUUUGACGCUACCAAAGAAUCCGAUGGAAAUUCCUGA
This is a messenger RNA of Plasmodium gonderi, 1194 nucleotides long. RefSeq names its product DNA damage-inducible protein 1. The coding region runs from base 1 to 1194 and encodes 397 amino acids. Gene Ontology annotation, biological process: proteolysis. Gene Ontology annotation, molecular function: aspartic-type endopeptidase activity. The transcript has a single exon. The record is from RefSeq and is a predicted model, not a curated record. Lineage: Eukaryota; Apicomplexa; Aconoidasida; Haemosporida; Plasmodiidae.